Molecule: messenger RNA, 4650 nt
Organism: Salvelinus fontinalis (brook trout)
Lineage: Eukaryota; Metazoa; Chordata; Actinopteri; Salmoniformes; Salmonidae
Product: extracellular calcium-sensing receptor-like
Exons: 11
Coding region: 1-2607 (868 amino acids)
Biological process (GO): G protein-coupled receptor signaling pathway
Cellular component (GO): membrane
Molecular function (GO): G protein-coupled receptor activity
Source: RefSeq, a predicted model, not a curated record
AUGUGCCUCUGUGGCUGGCUGUGGCUGCUCUGCUGCCUCCAUAUCCCUGGGUAUGUCUGGGGUCAGUCUGGAGGUGGAGGGGGGGCCUGUCGGCUGAUGGCUAACCCCAUCUCAGGCAGUGUUUAUCGGGCAGGAGAUGUGAUCAUUGGGGGCUUGUUCCCCAUCCAUGUGGAAGCCCCUCUACCAGAGCAGGAGUUCAGGAGUAUUGCAGGAAAUGUGACAUGUACAAUUUUCAACCAGCGUGCUUACCGCUGGCUCCAGACUAUGAUCUUUGCGGUGGAGGAGAUUAACCGUGACCCAGUCCUCCUUCCUAACCUCACCCUGGGGUUCCUGGCUGCUGACACAUGCCUGGCAGAGGGUACAACUCUGUGGGCAGCUCUAGCCAUGGUGACCGGCCAGGAGGCCUCUGUGGCGGACACAGAGUGUGGAGCAACCCCUGAGGUGCCCGUCAUCAUCGGUGAUGCCCGCUCCUCAGCCUCCAUCGUGGUGGCACAGACCCUCGGGCCGUUUGAUUUACCCAUGGUGAGUUAUUUUGCCUCCUGUGCGUGUUUGAGUGACAACUGGAGGUACCCGUCGUUCUUCCGUACGAUACCCAGCGAUGCUUUCCAGGCUCGGGGCAUGGUCAGGCUGCUGCAUCAGCUGGGCUGGGAGUGGGUGGGGCUGGUGUCAGGGGAUGAUGACUAUGGGAAGUUUGGGGUUCAGAUGCUUCUCCGAGAUCUUCAGGGAUCUGGGGUUUGUGUCGCCUACGCAGAGGUCAUCCCCAAGGUACUAUCUCAGAGACGGAUGAAGCACAUCGUGGACACCAUCAGAGGAUCUACUGCCAGAGUGGUGGUGACAUUUGCCAUCGCUCAGGAUGCACGGGCCCUGAUGGAAGAGGUUGUCCGUCAGAACAUAACAGACAGGCAGUGGAUCGCCUCGGAGGCCUGGGUCACCUACUCUACUCUCUCUUCCCCAAAAAACCUGCCCUCUCUUGCCGGGACUAUUGGAUUUGCCCUGAAGAAAGCUGUCAUUCCCAGCCUGGGCCCUUUCCUAACACGCCUGCGGCCUGAUGGGGACUACCAGAAAUCCGACCCCUUCCUGAGGGAAUUGUGGGAGGAGAUUUUUGGGUGUUCUCUGGGGAUUAACCUCAGCAUGACCCCGUCGUCCCGGCGACAGUGUACUGGUUCAGAGGUCAUAGGUGAGGGGGAGAGCCAGUAUGCUGACGUGUCUCAGCUGAGAGCCAGCUAUAAUGUGUACAAGGCUGUGUACGCCAUCGCCCACGCCAUUCAGGACAUGGUGGCCUGUCGACCAGGGGAGGGACCCUUUAAUAGUGGACAGUGCCCUGAUAUCAGGAAGCUUCAGCCCAGCCAGAUUGUUCAUUAUCUGAGGGGAGUGAACUUCAGUACUCCUGUGGGGGAUUUGUUCCACUUCGACAUGAAUGGUGAUCCGCCUGCCUCUUAUGACAUCAUCAACUGGCAUGUGACCCCCGAAGGGAAGGCAGAGUUUGUCCAGGUCGGCCAUUUUCUGUCUUCAGUGGGAGUGGACGACCAGUUUCACAUCAAUAUGGAGAAUGUGGUGUGGGGAGGGGGCAGCGGAGAUGAGGUCCCUGUGUCUAUAUGCAGUGCUGCCUGUCCCCCUGGUACCAGGCAUGCGGUACAGAAGGGGAAGCCUGUGUGCUGCUUCGACUGUCUGUCCUGCGCUGAAGGAGAGAUCAGCAACACAACAGGGUCAGUUGAGUGUAGCAGGUGUCCGGAGCGGUUCUGGUCCAACCCCGAUCGUACGGCCUGCGUCCCACAGCUGGUGGACUUCCUCUCCUACAGCGACACCAUGGGUGUCAUCCUGUCCAUCAUCUCAGUUUUCGGGGCAACGCUCACAGCUGGUGCACUGGCCACCUUCUUCUACCACCGCCAUACGCCCCUGGUGAAAGCCAACAACUCUGAGCUCAGCUUCCUGCUCCUGCUGUCACUCAAGCUCUGCUUCCUGUGUGCAUUGGUUUUCAUUGGCUGGCCGAAGCCGUGGACUUGCAUGCUGAGACACACCCUGUUUGGUAUAAGCUUUGUGUUCUGCAUCUCCUGUCUGCUCAGCAGGACUGUGGUGGUGCUGGUGGCCUUCAGGGCCACUCUGCCUGGAGAGAACCUGAUGAGAUUCUUCAGCCCCACCCAGCAGAGGAUGGGUAUCUCCAUCUGUACACUCAUCCAGGUGCUGAUCUGUGUGCUGUGGCUGACCCUAGCUCCACCCCGGCCGGCUGAGAGGGGCGGCAGAGAGGGUCGGGGGCCGAGGGUGGUCCUGGAGUGUGAGGUGGGCUCUGUGGCCGGCUUCUCCCUGGUGCUGGGCUACAUAGGCCUGCUGGCCUCCCUCUGUCUCCUCUUAGCCUUCCUGGCCAGGAAACUCCCAGACAACUUCAACGAGGCCAAGUUCAUCACCUUCAGCAUGCUGAUCUUCUGUGCCGUAUGGAUCUCCUUCGUCCCUGCCUACGUCAGCUCUCCUGGGAAGUACACUGUAGCUGUGGAGAUAUUCGCCAUCUUAGCUUCCAGCUUUGGGCUGCUGUUCUGUCUGUUCGCCCCAAAGUGUUUCAUCAUCCUCCUGAGACCAGAGAGAAACACCAAGAAACACAUGAUGUCCAAAUAGAAACCACCAACAAACACAUGAUGUCCAAUUAGAAACCACCAACAAACACAUGAUGUCCAAUUAGAAACCACCAACAAACACAUGAUGUCCAAUUAGAAACCACCAACAAACACAUGAUGUCCAAUUAGAAACCACCAACAAACACAUGAUAUCCAAUUAGAAACCACCAAGAAACACAUGAUAUCCAAUUAGAAACCACCAAGAAACACAUGAUAUCCAAUUAGAAAACACCAAGAAACACAUGAUAUCCAAUUAGAAAACACCAAGAAACACGAGGGACAAAUAGAAAUCAACAAGAAAUACAUGUGGGACAAAUAAAAACCAACAAAAACACGAGGGACAAAUGUGAAAUGACACAUACUCAUAUCGUGAUUUAAGGAUUGUAGAAUGUCCAUUCUGUUUGAAAACAUACAUUUCCUGGUAAACUUUUACCAUAUUACUUUGUUAAUACCAACAGUUGAAGUCGGAAGUUUACAUAGACCUUAGCCAAAUGCAUUUAAACUCAGUUUUCACAAUUCCUGAUAUUUAAUCCUAGUAAAAAUUCCCUUUCUUAGGUCAGUUAGUUAUUUUAAGAAUGUGAAAUGUCAAAAUAAUCGUAGAGAGAAUGAUUUAUUUCAGCUUUUAUUUCUUUCAUCACAUUCCCAGUGGGUCAGAAGUUUCCAUACAUUCAAUUAGUAGUUGGUAGCGUUGCCUUUCAAUUGUUUAACUUGGAUCAAACGUUUCGGGUAGCCUUCCACAAACUUCCCACAAUAAGUUGGGUGAAUUUUGGCCCAUUCCUCUUGACAGAGCUGGUGUAACUGAGUCAGGUUUGUAGGCCUCCUUGAUCACACACACUUUUUCAGUGCUCCCCACAAUGUUCUAUAGGAUUGUGGUCAGGGCUUUGUGAUGGCCACUCCAAUACCUUGACUUUGUUGUCCUUAAGCCAUUUUGCCACAACUUUGGAAGUAUGCAAGUCCAUUUGGAACCAAGCAUUAACUUCCUGACUGAUGUCUUGAGAUGUCACUUCAAUAUAUCCACAUAAUUUUCCUGCAUCAUGAUGCCAUCUAUUUAGUGAAGUGCACCAGUCCCUCCUCCAGCAAAGCACCCCCACAACAUGAUGCUGCCAUCCCCGUGCUUCACGGUUGGGAUGGUGUUCUUCGGCUUGCAAGCCUCCCCCUUGUUCCUCCAAACAUAACAAUGGUCAUUAUGGCCAAACAGUAAUAUUUUUGGUUCAUCAGACCAGAGUACUUUUCUCCAAAAAGUAUGAUCUUUGUCCCCAUGUGCAGUUGCAAACUGUAGUCUGGCUUUUUUAUGGCGGUUUUGGAGCAGUGGCAUCUUAAUUGCUGAGCAGCCAUUCAGGUUAUGUCGAUAUAGGACUCGUUUUACUGUAGAUAUAGAUACUUUUGUACCUGUUUCCUCCAGCAUCUUCACAAGGUCCUUUGCUGUUCUGGGAUUCAUUUGCACUUUUCGCACCAAAGUACGUUCAUCUCUAGGAGACAGAACGCGUCUCCUUCCUGAGCUGUAUGACGGCUGCGUGGUCCCAUGGUGUUAAUACUUUCGUACUAUUGUUUGUCUAGAUGAAUGUGGUACCUUCAGGCGUUUGGAAAUGUAUCCCAUGGAUGAACCAGACUUGUGGAGGUCUACAAUUGUUUUUCUGAGGUCUGGGCUGAUUUCUUUUGAUUUUCCCAUGAUGUCAAGCAAAGAGGCACUGAGUUUGAAGGUAGGCCUUGAAAUACAUCUACAGGUACACCUCCAAUUGACUCAAAUGAUGUCAAUUAGCCUAUCAGAAGCUUCUAAAGCCAUGACAUAAUUUUCUGCAAUUUUCCAAGCUGUUUAAAAGCACAGUAAACUUAGUGUAUGUACACAUCUGACCCACUGGAAUUGUGAUACAGUGAAUUAUAAAUGAAAUAAUCUGUCUGUAAACAAUUGUUGGAAAAUAUUCUUGUGUCAUGCAGAAAGUAGAUGUCCUAACCGACUUGCCAAAACUAUAGUUUGUUAACAUGACAUUUGUGGAGUGCUUGAAAAACAUUGUUGUAAUGACUCCAACCUAAGUGUAUGUAAACU